This is a messenger RNA of Nematolebias whitei (Rio pearlfish), 812 nucleotides long. RefSeq names its product complement component 1, q subcomponent-like 3a (gene c1ql3a). The coding region runs from base 25 to 795 and encodes 256 amino acids. The record is from RefSeq and is a predicted model, not a curated record. Lineage: Eukaryota; Metazoa; Chordata; Actinopteri; Cyprinodontiformes; Rivulidae. Gene Ontology annotation, molecular function: protein binding. The transcript is spliced from 2 exons.
GCUGCGGGGGUCUUGGGGGUCGUCAUGGUUCUGCUUCUGGUCGUUCUCAUCCCGGUUCUGGUCAGCUCAGGGGGGACCGCUGCGCACUACGAGAUGCUCAGAACUUGCAGGAUGCUGUGCGACCCGUUUGGCACCAGGUCUCCAAGCAGCACCGCCACGGCGGACCCGCUCCCAGACGGCAGCCUCGUGCACUCUUUACCCACUUUCAUUCAGGGACCGAAAGGAGAUCCCGGUCGACCAGGAAGAAUGGGUCCGAGAGGGACUCCAGGUGAGCCGGGACCGCCAGGUCCAGCUGGUCCACCUGGGGAGAAAGGUGAACCGGGUAGACCCGGUUUACCCGGACCUCCAGGACCCAGCGCGGGCGCGGGCGCAGUGAGCGCGGCCACGUACAGCACCGUGCCCAAGAUCGCCUUUUACGCAGGGCUGAAGAAGCAGCACGAGGGCUACGAAGUGCUCAAGUUUGAUGACGUGGUGACCAACCUGGGGAACCACUAUGACCCCACCACCGGGAAAUUCACGUGCUCCAUCCCCGGGAUCUAUUUCUUCACGUACCACGUCCUGAUGCGCGGAGGAGACGGAACCAGCAUGUGGGCCGACCUGUGCAAAAACAACCAGGUGCGUGCCAGUGCCAUCGCCCAGGAUGCAGAUCAGAAUUAUGACUAUGCCAGCAACAGCGCUGUGCUGCAUCUAGAGCCAGGAGACGAGGUCUACAUUAAACUGGACGGAGGCAAAGCUCAUGGAGGAAACAACAACAAGUACAGCACCUUCUCUGGUUUCAUCAUCUAUGCUGAUUAGAUACCUGCUGCAACUUU